Messenger RNA from Dimorphilus gyrociliatus, 4732 nucleotides. The record is from the annotation of a GenBank genome assembly. Lineage: Eukaryota; Metazoa; Annelida; Polychaeta; Dinophilidae.
ACGAAUAAUAUUUUUCGCUCGAAACAAACAUGGCUGAGCACAGAUUUCAAACAUAAAUACUGGGAAAGGUCUAUAUUAACAACAUAUUCGACUAUAAGAAACUUUGAAAGAUGGAUUCCAAAGAUGUUCGCAUUUUAAGAUGUCAUUCUUAAUAUUAAAAUAUUUUUGAUUUUAUAGUUGUGCAGAUUUAUUAACUUGAGACAUGUUUUGGCUUGUCGAAUAUAUUUUGCGGGUUAACUAAAUUAUUUUGAUCUUUCAGGAUUGCUUCACAAACAAAUCAAAAGAAAAUAUAAUGACGUCAAAAAAUGAAUAUGAGUUACCAAGCGAAGAUUUGGGCAUUGCUCAAACUAGUUCAAAGUACCAAAGAGAUGAAAUUCAAAAAGCUGCUCAAGAUCUAUCUAUUGAUGCUCUUAAAACGGCCGCUGAAGAUAUUCGUGUAGAAACAGGCUUUGUUGUAACAACAUCUUCGUCAUCUACAUCAAGGAGAUCUACUCCUUUUGAAAGAGACACUGACGAUAAAUCUAAUACAGGAGAGAUGGAAAACGCUUGGAAAAUAAAAACCUCCGAUUCUUCUGCCUUUGAACGACUCUCGGGAGCUGGAUCUUCUCCAUUUGCCUCACAUGUAGAUUAUAUACCACCCCAAGAGAGAUCCCAGUACUCGUACCAGAAAGAGAAAAAUUUUGAGAAUUAUGAAAAGAAAAAUCCUUCAUCAUAUUUUUCAACAAAGGAUGAACCAGAUCUAAUUAAUUUUGAUGGCAUGAAUGAUUUACCACUUUCGCGUGUGACAAAUGAUGCGCAAUAUAAGGCUGAUUCUGGUUUGUGUAGCACAAAUUCUGAGAAGAAACAGUCUUCGGAAAGUUCCAAAAGUGGAACUGUUUUAAAUGAUUCUGGUCUACAAUAUGAAGACAUGUCGUCUGAAAAGACACCACCAAGAACUCGUUAUACAGAUGAUUUGUUCAUUUCAGUCUCGAAUAUAAGCAAUAACAGCAGCCAACUUUCUUCUCCAAUGCAUGCAACAAACCGGAGUGAAACAAGUACAUCUUACAAGGAUCUUCCAAAUCAGCUGAAAAAUUCAACAAUGCUGGAUUCAGAUUCUGAUCGAACAUCUAUUUCAGAUGAGAUUGUUAGCGAAGAUGUAAAAAGAAUAUUACGCAAAUUUGGUAAUAAAUCAACAGAUUCUAGUUAUUCUGUAUCUGUACCCAUGGGCUCCUCUAAUACAACUAGGACAACACUUCCAACGUCACCGAACCAACUUCGAAACAGUCGUUAUAGCUCUCUUGAAAAAGAUUUGCAUGAUAUUGAAAAUGGCUUAGCAGCUUUCCAAUCCCCUAGAUAUAGCGAUAGUUUCUCUUCAAACUAUUUAAAUCAAACUUCUGUAUCAGAAACUUUGAGCGACUUGAUAAAGAAAGAGUCUCCUCCAAGGCAAGCUUACGGAUAUUUGCAAGAGGCUGAAAUAGUUGAACGAAGUACCAGAAAAUCACCACCACCUUCAGAAUUAUCUUCUAUACAUUUGACGCCUCUAUCACGAGAACCUUUUUCUGCAUUCGGAACUGCUCACUCGGUACUAACUCGUCAACUUGACAGAAUGCGAUACGAGAGUCCUAUGCGAAACUCUAAGAGCUCCGAAGUUUACUCCCCUUCCAGAGAGUAUAACUUGAGCCAUGCUUUCAGUGAUCCUACACUACUCUCAGAGAGGGUUAGGUUUUUGACAGAGCGCGAAAGACAGUUGAGAGAACAAGAAGAAAUGUUAAGAAAGCAGAAAGAAAAAGAUGCUAUUGAAAUGAGAAAUUUACAAGAAACCUUAGACAGAGAGAGGGAUGAAGCAUAUCGAAAAAAGUUAGAAAUAGAAAGACAAAUAGAGGAAGAUUCUACGUUAGAAGAGAGAGAUUCAUUCGAAAAGAAGUCUAAUUGCUCAAAUAGUUUUAGAUCGGAAAAAUCUGAUAAACACUCAAAUUCAUCUUAUGAAAAGUCAGCAAGUAGUUCUGCAAUUUUAAUUGCGCGAGAAAAAGAAAGAGAAUACGCAGAAAAGAAACGAAGAGAAUUGGAAAUGAAAGAAAAUGAAUUGUCAUUAAAACUGGAUUUGGAAGCUGAUAAUUUAAGACACAAAAGAGUGGAAGAUGGAGAAAGGAAAGGUGAUACGCUUUCGGAACAUACUUUAAGCCCUAGCCCGAGUAGCUCUCCUUCCCGUCAAAUAUCAGCUAGGAGUCCGCACAGUGAACACCAAGAUAGACCCUCCGCUCGAUCGAUAAAAAGCGAUACCGCUAAAGCGCCUAGUGAUACAACGAUUGAAUCUACUCAUCCGGGAAGCGACGACUUUAGACCGCCAUCUCUCCCUCAUUGGGCAUAUGGAACAAGAAGAGAUCCUGCACCGUCUGAAGGUAUCUACUCUAAACCUCAAGCUCAGACCGAAGAGCAAUUAGGAACCAUUUUUGAACAGUCAGAUGCUAAUGAUGACUUAAAUCGGUCUAUUAAAGAUACGGAGAAGUGGUUAAAUGGACACUUUGAAUCCAAUACAAACGAAAAUAAUGCGAACGAAAAUCUGUCAAUAGUAGAAGAUGAGCUGAGUAGUGCUUUACCAGACGAAAGUAAAGCGAAAGAUGAAGAGAUUGAAAGAAUAGCAGCUAGAAGUUAUCAGUCCUUACAUAAUGACGAUAAAACAGACACCCCUACAUUUAGUCGACUGUAUGCUACGACAAGCCAAGAUUUUACAUCAGAUGACAGAACUUGGUCCGUACCUAAAGAACGGAAAAGUUUUGGAGAAAUAGAUAAGAAAACACCUACAUCUGAAUCAUCAUGGCAUCAAUAUCGUGAUUUACCUUCAAAUAUAAAUUUUCAACGUUCGGUUUCUAGUAGACCUGACUCUGAAACUACUCAAAGGGCAAGAAGAGCAGUUGCAACAGCUCUCGAUGCUAGUAAUAAAGUUGAUGAUAUAUUAAUUAGAGGAGAAGAUGAAGAAGUGUAUUCUCCAACAACCGAACGCCUCUUACGGUUGUUAAAUCAGAGUAGAUCAGCUUUAGAAUUUAACAACAAACAUUUUACCUAUUCUAAGCCUGAGGAAUUGAAUGAGCGAGAUCCAAUUAAGAUGAGCGAAGAGAAAAAUGUAAAUAAAAGUAAUUAUCAGAGUACAACUCUAUCGCUCGAUGAGCAAGAUCUCCUCAGACAAAUGGAACCAUCAAGGAGAUCUGACGUAGGAGCAGAAAGACAUAGUGAAAGUAGCGAACAAAGUGAACGAAGUGAUGUCGAAAUUAUCCUAAACCCUGCUGGUCGUAACUCUAAGCGACGAUUGGAUAUAUAUUGCAAUGGAACAACAAGCCAAGAUUCAGGCUCCACACUUACUAGUAUACCAGAAGAUUCAACUUUAGAAAGCUCAGUUACUCAUUCAUCUGAUAGACAGAAAAAUCUUCCGGAUGAUCCUAAAUUAUUAAAAUUACACUCUAAAAUUCGUCGCCAAAAAGAGAAGCUUUUAAGAGGUAGAUAUAUGGAACAAAAACGUAAAGAAAAGAUUUCCAAAUUAGAGAAGCUGGCAGCUGAAGCUAUUGAAAAAGAUGAAUCAACUACUGUCUCAACCGACAGUGCUUUAAGAACAACUGAUAGCUCUACAAUGGUAGAAGACUCUGAUCUGAGUGAAAAGAAGACUAAAUAUAAAGAAAGUUAUGAACGCAUUCCAUCCAGACACCCACCGACCAAAACAAUGACUAAGAGACCAGCCGCAGCUGUUCGUAGACCUGCUGUUCCAGCUCCAACCACUCUCCGAUUAAAGCAAGUAGAUUAUUCGAAAAAGUCAACAAGAAAGAAUUCAUCUCCGACAGCCAAGAAAGUUCCUUCGUCUAAGGGAAAAAGAGACGUAGGAGUAAAUGUACCAUCUCCAAUUUCGUUGAACGAAAAAGCCGUGCAAACUGUUAUGGAAAAAUCUGUGCAAACGUCUCCUGUGAGAACAAAAAACAAAAGAGAUGAAAACAAGGAGAAUUUCACUAAUAAUCAUCCAUCAUCAAUCGACUCUAUAUGGAAGUAUUCAACGUCAACGUCAAAUGAAAGACCAUUUAUAUCCGUCCCGGAAAAAGUUACCUCUAGUUCAAAGCCAAAAGUAAAUUAUUCCACAAAAUCGAAUCAUUCAACAAGACAUAGGCCAUCAACGGCAUGGACAAUUGAUCAGCCAGCAACUUUCAAACGAAAUACGUCUCAAGCUUGGUUCAUAGCUACUGAAAGCCCUAAAUACUCAAAGAGAAAAACUCUUUCCGAAAGCAAAAAGUCAAAUUUGAAUAAUUUCGAGGAUGUUGACUUAUUAAACAAGCUAAGGCGUAGCUUAAAAAUUGACCAAAAAGGAACGCUCCAAGAUGCGUUCGAACGCCAGAAACGCCGAACUAUUUCAAAUAUUGAAGAAAGGAGAAAAUGUGUAAGGCUUAGAGCCGAAGAGAGACGAAUCGAAACUGUUAGAGCUGGUGAAAGGGGUGAACUAUUUUGGGAACCUGCCGAGAGCGAUAGAAAAAGAGAUGCUUGCUUUGAUCCGAGAUUUGAUCGUUUAUUUAGACCAAGAAAGAGAUGUGUGUCAUUGAAGGAAGCUAGAGAGAGAUCGGCAAAAUUGUAUAAAACACUCCCAGAAAUUACCGAAAAGCAAUUAGAAGAGAGGAGAAGAGCGGAAGCAAAGCGAAACAAGCUACGAGCUCAAAUAUUUAAACAGAAAGUCCUUAAUCGGUUACUAAAUAAAAAAGGCGCCUGGGUUACAAAGUAUUGA